This is a messenger RNA of Aspergillus niger, 807 nucleotides long. RefSeq lists its product as hypothetical. Bases 1 to 807 code for a protein of 268 amino acids. The record is from RefSeq and is a predicted model, not a curated record. NCBI's taxonomy places the organism in Eukaryota, Fungi, Ascomycota, Eurotiomycetes, Eurotiales, Aspergillaceae. The transcript is spliced from 4 exons.
AUGGAUCCUCAUCGACUUUACUCACAAUCGUCAAGGAGUAAAGGUGUCCAUAAAGUGGAUCUGUCUAAUAUUCCGGACCCGCAAAGCCUGAGCAUUCGUCUCGGGAUUCAAAUGGUCAUGAUCUCGCCUCGGCCGCUUGUUGAAGCCUGGCGACGUUCUCGUCCAGAGGGGGCAUUGGAGCACGUGCAAGCCGUCCUCCCAACCAGUGGACCCUCCUGCCACACGGGGUCGCAUGUGCAUGUCCCUUCUCCGGUACAUUCCCCUUUCGUAUCCGGACAGGCAGGUCGUCUCUGCUGCCCGGGAACUCUCCGCAUCAUACUCGUCAUGCUCAGCUGGGCCAAGCGCCCGAGACACGCCCCAGUUGCUCCAUUAUUACCAACCAACCAUACCGUCUUCUCCAUUGGUCAUCAACGCCAACAUAUUCACUUUUGCGGGGCAGAACUACCACACGCAAGCACAUGCCCCGCACUGCAUCUGUUGUCUCUGGCAAGAUUGUCGCUUGCCACGCUAUCGGGCAAUGCGAUGCUCUCCGUGCCGCAAUUCUCCACCCCCGACUUGUGUGCUGCUUCGUAUUUAAGAUGGGAUAAUCCGAAGCGCUUUAGUACAAUUAGAUGGCCGCUUGGUGCAACGGCUGAGGUAACACCCCACUACACGGUUGUUUCUUGGCUAGAUACUGGCGUACGUGGAGAUAAGUACUUGGUCACCCAUAGACAUGGAAUGGUUAACUCUAGAUCAGCCUGGAUAUAUUUCCGCUCUACUGAUAUAGUAAAACUCGGACAUCGAUGGGACAUGAAGCGGCUAGACUAG